Messenger RNA from Paraglomus brasilianum, 1074 nucleotides. NCBI's taxonomy places the organism in Eukaryota, Fungi, Glomeromycota, Glomeromycetes, Paraglomerales, Paraglomeraceae. The record is from the annotation of a GenBank genome assembly.
AUGUCGCAGCAGAAGCAAACGAAGACUGAACAAGGAUUCUACAACACGGUUUUCGGUUCGAUAGCUGGGAUGGUAGGAAAGCUUGUGGAAUAUCCUUUUGAUACUGUAAAAGUAAGACUACAAGCUCAACCACUGGACAAGCCAACGUUCGAUGGACCGCUAGAUUGUUUUAAAAAAACUAUCAAACGGGAGGGUUUGGAGGGCCUAUACAGGGGCUUAUCCUCUCCUAUGGUCGGGGCAAUGUUAGAAAAUGCAAUGCUGUUUGUCACAUAUAAGCAUAUCCAGUCACUCAUAAGAGAAAACAUGACGAUAGCCAACGAAUCACAAUUCUCCUACCAUGUGGAUGACUUGCCCCCUCUCCCGUUAGCGCAACACUGCAUAGCCGGUGCUAUAUCGGGCGCAUUGGCAUCGUUAGUGCUUACACCAGUCGAACUUAUCAAAUGCAAAUUACAAGUACACGAGACAUUUACAUAUGAACCAGCGAAUGCUACGAUCGCUCCGAAGAAUGUAACACAUAUAGGCAACCAAAAAGUCAUAUCAGCAAAAUCAGCGGCUCUUCCCGAAUACAGUGGUCCUUUAUCAGUUAUAAAAUACACUUUAAAGGAACAUGGAAUUAAGGGUUUUUACACAGGACAUUUGGGAACGCUUUUAAGAGAAACGUUUGGUGGAGCAGUAUGGUUUGGUGCUUACGAGUAUACAUCAGGCUACUUUUUGAUACAGAAGCAACAGGCGAGCAAGGAUAGCCUUAGUACGGGGGAACUUAUGUUUGCUGGGGCGAUGGGAGGAAUGUCAUAUAAUUUAUUAACAUUUCCGGUGGAUUCGAUCAAAAGCCGAAUGCAGACAGAAGAAGAAUCGAUGAAAGCAGCUGGGAAGGUUUUCGAUAAACAGGGAUCCAUUCAAAUUGCGAGACAAAUGUACAAGGCUGACGGUAUUAAAGCGUUCUAUAAAGGUUGUGGGAUGACUGUCGCUAGGAGUGCACCAUCAAGCGCGUUAAUAUUUUUGACAUAUGUAAGUGCAUCUCUGGUGAUUGAUUCACGCUUUAGUCUCAUCCAUCGACCAACAAUUGUGAAAUAA